AUGAUUGGCGAGAAUGACGUUACAGUUACCCCUGGACUGGACCAGUCGUUGGGUUUUUUGGAUGCUUUGCCAUUCGACAUUAUUUGCGACAUUUUCUUGCGACUUGAACAACGUGAUUGUCUUACUUGCAUGGCGGUCUGUCACGCGUGGCGAGACCGGGUCCCACAAUACACAAAGGGUGUCUGGACGACAUUGCACCUCGAACAGCAUAAGCAGUACUUGGAGAACCACCGCGUCGCCCAGUGUAUUGGAAAUCAUCUUAAGCAAGUUACGCUAUCCGGGUAUGAUAAAGACGAAGAGCUUUUUACAGUACUGCAAAAGUUGAUUAGUUUUGGAUGUUUUGAAGUGGAUUCUCUUGAGUUUAUGCUCUGCAAGAUAGUGUAUCAGGGAGCUUUCUUACGCCUACUACGCCAGUUAGCACAGAACAUGACCGAACUGAAGUUCAUCGACCACCAAUGGAAUCUCUCCUUUUUGCAUGUUCUUGGAGCCUGUCCACGCCUAAAGAAUUUCACGUUCAAACCAAGUAGUGAUGGUUGGCGCUCUGGAAUCUAUGACCAAGAGCCGACUGUGGCAGCUGGCUUGCCGUCGAAUUUGGUGUUCGAAAGUCUUACUCACGUGUGCCUGGACACCGUGAUAAGCAAGCUUCGCUUGAAACGGAUUUUACAGAGAUGCCCGAACCUACGCUGUCUAAUCAGCUCCAACAAUAUUAUAGACUUGUAUUUGCACUCACCACCCGAUGCUCGCGACGCUAUCGUUGAUUUCGACACGCUUUUCACUUUAUGCCCUUUAAUCUCCCACCUCGAAGUCAAUUCCGUCUUACUCGACCCAAUGGAUAUCGGGUAUCGUGACAAUUAUCCGUUCUGGAACGAAAGAGGAGAUGCUGCUGCUGCUGCUAUUACAACUAGUUCUGGAACUGGGCUGCGCGCAUUUAUCACUCGAGAAGGCAACGGAUAUAAACCAGAUCAAAUCAUGCCGCUUAUGCAAAAAAAUGCAAACAACCUGGAACUCUUAUGGCUUGGGGAGAACAUCGAUUACGAGCACAGAGAUUUGCCGCCUGCCAACUGGUCACAUUUGAUACAAUCCAUCCACGCUGAGCAACUACGUAUUCUGUUUUGCGACCGACUCAACUGCGAUGGAGCUGCCUAUGGAUCGAUGCUUCAACAAUGUCCUGCUGUGGAAGUCCUAGUAUUACGAAGUGCAUAUAUGACGACGGAUACGUUUACCGGGCUUGAAACAUUGGAACGACUUAAAUUUCUAGAACUACAGCAUAUCACAAUGACACAUGAUGCAGUGAUCGGCAGUGCAUUUGCAAGGGCUAUGACUGUUCUUGGUUCAAGACCAGAUUGCACACUAGAAACCCUUCAUCUUCUUAAAGUACACGAUAUGAAUGAUCAAAUGCUACUUGCGGUACCCAGCAUCAAGACGAUAAAAACACUCAAUAUCAUUUGCAGUGGGCGGUUCAUCACAGAUGACGGUUUGUCUGAUUUUGCAGAGUUGCUGCUUCAAAAAGGCGGGUUCCGUACUAGCAGUACUAUCGAAAAUAUCCUGCUAUCGUCCCUGCGAUGUAUUCCUUGCAGAGCAUUAUGUGCUUUUCGAGAGCUUCAGACAUUGAAAAGUCUUACUAUAGAACACACUCGCAGAGUGGAUAGUGAAGGUCUGUGCCAGCUCCUAAACAGCACAAACAGUUUACAAAAGCUGAUUCUGAAAGGAACGGAGCUUAUUGGCCCUCGUCGUGCCGAGGCAGAAGCAUAUGCAAAGGAAAAGUUAGGCUCUGGUUACCAGAAUGAUAAUUAUCCAGUGAUGUAUAUCGGCGCACAAUAUUUACCCGUUCCUCUUUAA
Zychaea mexicana is the source of this 1839-nucleotide messenger RNA. RefSeq lists its product as uncharacterized. The record is from RefSeq and is a predicted model, not a curated record. Lineage: Eukaryota; Fungi; Mucoromycota; Mucoromycetes; Mucorales; Lichtheimiaceae. The coding region runs from base 1 to 1839 and encodes 612 amino acids. The transcript has 2 exons. Gene Ontology annotation, molecular function: protein binding.